Messenger RNA from Pneumocystis murina B123, 5124 nucleotides. RefSeq lists its product as hypothetical. The transcript has 31 exons. Bases 70 to 5124 code for a protein of 1684 amino acids. Gene Ontology annotation, biological process: chromatin organization. Gene Ontology annotation, molecular function: nucleosome binding. Gene Ontology annotation, cellular component: HIR complex; nucleus. Lineage: Eukaryota; Fungi; Ascomycota; Pneumocystomycetes; Pneumocystales; Pneumocystaceae. The record is from RefSeq and is a predicted model, not a curated record.
AAUAAUUCUAUUUGAUAUUUCAUAGUUUAUAAUAUAUGAUUUUUAUAGAAGUUUAAAAAAAAACAAUCUAUGGUUAAUUUUGUGGCACUUAAUGUACCUUCUGAGACAGAAAUUGAUAUUGAAAAUCAUACCAAAGAAGUCCAGAUUGAAACUGGAUUGAAAUUAUAUCAACGAGCUCUUUUAUUUCAGCAUGUAAAAGAUUGGUCGGCUGUAGCUAAAGCGUAUGAAGAACUUUUAAAUCUAGAUAUAUUAAAUCCUGAUUUAACUGAGGAAUAUUCUAACGUUACAAAUGAAAGAAUGAUGCGUUUAAUUUAUCUCGUAUAUAAAAAUCAUGGGUCUUUUAUCUAUGAUACUAUGGUCUCUAGCGAUUUUAAAGAUAAUGAUCUAUCAAUGACAUUACGUACUUGUUUGAAAGAUUAUUCAAUUGCUUUAAAAUAUGAUCAUACUGAUAUGGCAUUAUGGAAAAAGGUUUCAGAAAUAUCUGAAGAAUUAUGUUUGAAUAGAAUUUUUCGGUUUUCAUUGGAAAGUAUUAUAUAUAACGAGAUGGAUAUGUUAAUAAAUCGUAAAUGUUCUUCUGAUUCUGUUUUAUAUGGAAAUAUUUUAUCUCCCGAAGUUUAUAAAUCUCUUAUAAAACUAGAUUCUCUGCUACACUUUAUUGAUGAUUUUACUAGUUUAAUAAGGGUUGAAAUGAUGUUUUUGCAUAAUAGUUGCAAUAAUAAAUCACAAGGAUCAUGUCUCAAUAUAAAAAUGAACUAUAAAGAAAGAAAAUUUGGUAAUCCAGUAAAAAGGAUUUUUUUUUUUCGGAAUGACUCUUUUUCAUUGAAGAUUUCAAAAAGGUGUGUUGAUUCUAUUAGUACUGAAUUGGCAUUUUUUCUUUUAAAUAGAUAUGAAAAAGAUAAUUGUAGCUUUUAUUCACGUAUAGAAUUUUUAGAAAAAUAUAAUCAUGAUGAUGAGUCUUUACCCGAAACGAAUCAUGCACAAAUGUAUGGAUCGCAGAUUAUUGUGACUUUACAGAAUAAUUCUGAAUUUUCUGAGACAUCUCAGAAAUCAUUUGAGGAAGAUAAUACUUCGGUAUUGAUGUCUGCAAAUUCUGAAUUAGAUAAUGAUGUUUGUGUAUCGAAAAAUAUUAAAAAAAGGAUAAUGGAUGAUGAAAAUUAUGUGAAGUCUUUUAGAGCUAGUAAAAGAACACGUAAUAAAGAUGGUGUAAGUCUAAGUCAUGAAGAAAAGGAUAGUUGCUUCGUUAAUUCUUUGAAUGAAAUUUUUAUUAAAGUUGGAAUGUUUUUUGGUGAAUAUUUAAAAUUUAAUCGGCCUAUUUCUACAACUUUUUUUUCUGAAAAUGAUGUAAUCGAUAUGCUUAGACAAAAUUUGUAUUCUGGCUUUUUAAAUGAAGAUGUUAUAAAUGAUGUUAUUCAAGAAAAAAAUUUUUUAUCCUUACCUAAAGUCUUUUAUUUAGAUCUUUCUAAACAUUUAGAUAUUUCAGUUAAUAUUAAUGAAAAUGAUGAUUUAGAAAUUAUAGAUGAAUUUGAAAAAUUUAUUAAUUCUGGUAGAUAUAUAUUAGAAGAAAUUUCUUUAGAGUGGUUUAAGAGAGUUACGUUUUAUUCUUAUUCGGAUUUAGGGACUUUUUAUUUUCAAAAAAAAUGGUCUUCAAAAUUUAAUAAUGCAAUUAUUGAAAUUGCAAUAAAUUUGGAAAAGGAGUGUAUUUGUUUUUUUAAGGACAUUCUUGGAAAAAAGAUUUUUUCUGAUAAUUUUUCGGAUGAUGAUAUGAUAACACGAAAUGGAAUAGAUAUUUUCCAAAUUUUGGGGUGGGGGCAAACUAUUUUAGAAAUAUUUUUAAAUUAUUAUGUUAAAAAUGAACGUAGCGAUUAUUUUGAAAAAACUGAAAACUACGACCUAAUAUUUCAAAGACAGAGAAUAUGCCAAUGGAAGUUACUUCUUUCUGAUUUAAUGCUUGCAUAUGGGAUUUCAUUCGAUACUUUAGAAAAAAAUGAAAAUAUAGUAAAACUUUUACUUCGUCAUAAAUUUUGUAAUGCUAUUAUUCUUGAAUAUUUUGGAGCAUUGCAUGAAUCGGUUAUAAAAGAAUAUCAAGAUAUUAAGGAUUACAUGUUGUAUCUUGGUGAUAUUUCUGUCAUUUAUUUUCCAAAUUGUGAGGUUAUUUCUGAAAUUUCCCUUUCUAGAAUUGAUUUGGAAAUAUCAAAAUUGAAAACUGUAGACUUUUUUACUUCUGUUUUUGUGUCGUCGAGAUUAAUGGAAUAUGAAUUAGUUAUUGAAAAAUUGAAGCCUGUCUUACAAGGAUCAUCCGAAUUUGGAAAAUUGUUUCAGUUUAGUUUAAUAGAGGAAUUUUUGUUAAAGGCCCCUAUUGAUUUUAAAUUACAGUUAUGGAAUUUGUUACGAAAUGCAUAUCAUAAUUUAUCUCAAUUUGGAGAUGCCUUGUGGUGUUGUUUAAAAGCUCUUUCUUUUCUAGUACUAUGUUUCGAUUCUUCACUGUUUAAGAUUUCUGCAACAGGACAACAAAAAACUAUAUUUAUUUUAAAACGCUUAUUUUCUGCAUAUCAAUUGAUUUCAUAUGCUUUGCAAUGUGUAAUCGAUCAAGAUAAUAUACUUAGUUUUUUGGGCACCGAUGUUAUUUCAGAGUCAUUAUCUUCGCUCUUGGUUAUUUUGCGGCUUCUUCUUAUUUUUUGUUUUUUUGAAGAUUCUAUUAUAGAUAAUAAUUCAUGCAUUUUUAGAUUUUCAAGUAAUGAAGCUUUUGAUAAUAAACUUCAUAAUAUGCAAGUUCGAUCUUGGUGUUUUGCAUAUUGCUUAUAUAAGGAAAUUCUUUCUAGAACAAAAACAGAUGUCGAUAAUUUUUAUAGGGACAUAACAAAAUUUCUUUGUCUUAUACAUGAGGAACUUGGAAUACGUGGAUAUUGUUCUUUGUCUGAUGGUAUUCUUUUGAAAAUUCUUCAAAAAGAGCUUUUGAAUUCAAGUCCUUUUUUUCUUACUUCGGAGAUUAUUCAAUGUUUGCAUUGUCGAUUUGGAUUGUCAUUUGGAACAGAUAAUUUUUAUCCUUUUGAUCACUACACUGAACCUUUUGAUAUUGAUUGUUUUUCUGCCGAGCAAAUUUUGCCGUUUAUUUUGUCUCUUGUAAAUCGAAGACGUUCAGGACUUACACUUCCUAGAGCUGAUAUAAAAAAUGUAUUAGAUAAGAUUUACACUGUAUUGGAAAGUUCACCAAAUUCUAAGGUUUCUAAUUCAUUUAAUUUUGCACUUAUCGACGCUUAUUUGCUUGAGAAUAUUCGUUUGAAUGAUAUUAUUUCUUGUCAAUACGGUUUAUUAAAAAAUAAUACUGUACAAAUCAAGCAUAGUCGUAAUGAUUUAUCUGUUUUAUCUUUAUCUGAUAUCAAUUUUGUACAAGCAGAAAUACAUAUUAGUAUGUUUCGUGCAAGAGGAAAGACAACUUUAAUUAGGAGUACUGAUGAUCUUGAAUUGGCAUUAAAAUAUUUGAUGGCUGAUUUGUCUUUAAAUCCAUUGAGGAUCUCGUCAUGGCAUGCUCUUGGAUUAACUUUUGGCUGGUUGUCGGAUAGUGAGCUGACAUGGAGUGCUGAAUAUAUACAAAAUGAAAGAAAAACUAUUUCAGAAUUAAAAAAAAAAUCUCUUAAGGCGUACAUGAUGGCUUAUAGUCUUUUUAUUUCUUUUGCUAGUGUUACAAAUGAUAAUUUUAUUCAUUUUUUCUCAAAUCUACAUUAUGAUUUUGGAAUGCAACUAUAUACAUCUCUUCAUCCUCCUCUUGACAUGGAGCCUUUUAUUUCGAAAUUUUCACGGUUUUAUGAUGGACCUGAUGGGCUGUUAAAACAUGAACUUACGAAUGAUAUUUCUUAUUAUCGAAUUAUUGAAUUAGCAAUGAAAUGUUUUUUUUUUGCUUCUAAAAAUAUGGCUAGUGAUUGGAGAUGUUUUUAUAUGUUAGGGAAAACAUUGGGGAAAUUAAAUCGUAAUCCUAGGCAAGUUCUUGAUCAGUAUGUUCGUGCAAUUAAAUUAGUACCUCGGAAAAACGCUCUUGCUGGUCAAGUAAUUAUUAUCGAGCCUGAUUAUAAAUUAGUAUCGUCUAUUGUAAAAUAUAUUAGAGCUGGCCUCAUUGAUUUAAAGAUUGCUAUUACAUAUCUUCAAGAAAGCGCAUAUAAUGAUAAUAUUUCUGAAUUAGAAAAACUUUUGACAGAAAAUGAUGUUAUUGAAAUAUGUUUGGUUAUUUUGAACCGAAUACGACUUGCUGAUAAAAAGCAUUGGCAUCAUAGACCAGUUUUUAGGUGUGCAAAUAUUCUUGAAAGCCAACUUAAAUUACAGUCUGCUAAAGAUGAAUUGGAAACUCUUUUUUCUAUUAAAUCUUUCGGGAAAUCUGUAAUUAAUAUUUGGCGUCCUGAUUUUGAACGUCCUGGGAGGCAUUUUUAUUAUGCCGAAAAAUAUACUCUUUAUUUUAUAAAACUUUUGGAUCAAACUAAUGAUAAAGAUGGUCUUAAACAUUUGCUUAGAAGACUUCGUAAGGCUUCUUCUUCUAUUUAUCAUCAUCGGCAAGUAUGGGAGAGACUUUGUAGUGUUUAUUUAAAUUUAUUACGGCGCAAUUCGUCAAUUCUUACAUGUCCUGCUAUAGUUUGGAAUAUUACUUUAUUAAAUUUUAAUUUCAUUGCUUCAAAGCUUGAAGAACAAUUAUUGAAUAGCACAUAUUUAGAUGAACAUGGAAUUGAUGAUAUUCGGGAUGUAAUGGAAUUAAAGAAAAUAAAUGGAGGUUUAUAUAAUGUUGAAAUAGUUGAUCAGUUUUUAGUUGAUAGUUAUUUUAAACUAUACUUUUCUUUUUUUAAAAAAGUUAUUCAAGAACAUUUUCUAGCUGAUAAUAUAGAUUGUAAGUUGAGGAAAAAUGAUUUAGUUUCUAAUGAUUCGGAUGUUGAUUUAAAUGGUUAUAAAAAUAUAAAUGAAAUAAUAUCAGUGAUAUCUGGUGAUUUUUUUGUUAAUUUAAAUAGGACUAAUAUGGGUGAUAAUAAUAUUUUAAUUUCUCAAAAGGAUGUCCUUUCACGCUUAUCCUUUUUUUGUAAGCAUAAUUUUAAGGAUAUUCUAAAAGAAAACAGUUUGAAAGUAAAUGAUAGUCAUAUACUUUUAUAG